ACUGAAGAGUAAAGUCAGAGCAACACAUAUUGAUAUUCUACACAAGUUGGCAAAUUUCUAACUAUCUGUGUGCUUUUUAGAACUCUUUCGGAUGACUUUCAAAAUUUCGUCAGCAUCAAAAUAGCUUUCCUUAUGUCAGAUUGGAUAGGCGAAAUUUGUGUAAACACUCCUUGCUAAUAUGAAAAUUAGCACACUGGGAACUCCGGAGUUAAUUUCCUAUUUAUAACACCCCGUCAAGUUCUCGGACGUACUUGUAGACGGACCUCUGCACUCAGUAGUAACACGUAACGAAGCGAAACAGACUGGGGAGUUAAGAUGACCACCUCUUUAGAAUUCGGAAAAGUUCUUCUUAAUAUGGAGGAAUAUAGCGAUGCUGAAUGGAAAUUGGUUGAACCUUUGAACACCGGUAUCAGACUCGGAAACUUUGUCUGGAAAAUACCCAGACAUUUCCUCAUCAGGCUUGUGCCUUUACUGGAGAAAUAUCGUUAUUCAACAACAAAUGAAAAUCUAACGGAGUUUCUUGAAAACAACGAUAACCGGGAAUUUAGUUUUCUAACGGACAAUGAGGAGAAGCCAUUACCAUCGACACUUUUGAAUGAAACAAAAAGUAUCAGCGCCAGAAGCAAUAGUGCUCUAACAGCGGAUGUCUCUGGAAACAAAGCGAUAAACAUACCCACGAGAACUUUGACGGUGACAUGGAUAAAAAAAGCUGACAUGGAAAGAGAUCUUGAAUCCUGGAAACUCAACAUGAAAUCAGGAUACAUAAAAGGAAAGAAAAAGAAUCGUUGUAUUCCCUGUAUCAUCAAUAAAAUUGUUGAAGCCAACAAACCAAAUGAUGAUACGGACGGGAUGGCUACAUUAGUCAAACGACGACGGAUUGAAGGCAGCGCCAAGAUUGGAAGUUUGUCAGAACUUGGAAUAGACUCUGCGGAUAGUUUACCAAUAGCGCCAGAAGUCGAGGCUCACUCCGAGACGAAGGAAGAAUCAAAGGCUUGUGUAGUAGGACCUGUACUUUAUAAGAUUUUACCUCUUGAGGUAGAUUGGAAUGGAAGCAUCACGCUAAAUGAAGAAAACACGACAGGAUUUUUAGAAGAGAGGAUUGAAGCAGACGGCUGGAAUUUCUCCAGUAUCAGAGAAGAAGAAGAACAGACUCUUGAAUCAAAUAUCCAGGAUAUAGAAAAUGAGCUCGGACAGUUGAUUGCCGACCAACCUGCUGUAGCGACUGCAUUUAAAAGUCUGACAGACGAAGAUAUCACUAGGUUAUAUCAUCUGUUUGAAAAGGUAGAAGAAAGCAGUGAAGACGUGGAUUUGCAUGACGAUAUGUCCUCAAGUGUCCGAGAUAUUUUGCUGUUUGCGAAGUUUCAUCAGGAAUCGGGCAAACUCAAGCUGAAGGAAAAGUCUGAAUCCUUUGGCUGGUGUUACUAUCUCACCGUUAUUCUGGCUGAGACCCCUCCGACCAUCCGCAAACUCAUCGAACGAUCUUCUGGCGACAUUUUCACCCUGCUCAAACGUGUCCUCAUUGAAACCGACAAUCUCGACAAAAUUGUCAUCAACGCCGACAUUCUGAAGUGUGAGGCAGCUAUGGACGUUUUGGAAAAACUAGAUAUUGUUAUAACCGGUUCUUCAAUUGAACGGAUCCCGACAACCCUAGAACAGGUGGCGAACAGCGUUUGGAUAGCUCUUUUGUAUAGAGCUCCUACACAAGCGGUACAACACUGAGCUAUGACACAUACUUAUAUGUCAGAAAUG
Molecule: messenger RNA, 1749 nt
Organism: Ylistrum balloti
Lineage: Eukaryota; Metazoa; Mollusca; Bivalvia; Pectinida; Pectinidae
Exons: 10
Coding region: 316-1719 (467 amino acids)
Source: RefSeq, a predicted model, not a curated record